Molecule: messenger RNA, 8276 nt
Organism: Neofelis nebulosa (Clouded leopard)
Lineage: Eukaryota; Metazoa; Chordata; Mammalia; Carnivora; Felidae
Gene: ZBTB37
Product: zinc finger and BTB domain containing 37
Exons: 4
Coding region: 747-2258 (503 amino acids)
Biological process (GO): regulation of transcription by RNA polymerase II
Molecular function (GO): protein binding; DNA-binding transcription factor activity, RNA polymerase II-specific; RNA polymerase II cis-regulatory region sequence-specific DNA binding
Source: RefSeq, a predicted model, not a curated record
GGGCUCGGGCCCCGCACACCGGUCCCGCUGCCCUGCACCGGGACCGCCUUGUCCGGGCUCCGCCGCAGCCUGCUCCUGGGGCGCUCAGCCACUCCCCUUUACCCCACCCUCAAGGCACCGGAGACCUUCCACCCCCUUGGCCCCGGGCCGGGCUGAGCUGCCGGACCCGCCCCCUCGCCGGGCCCCUCCCUCAGGACCCCGGGAUGGGCGGCCCCCUCCCCCACCGCAGCCCGGACACACCCAGAUACACACACCCACCUCUGGGCUGCUCCCCGCCCGCCUACGCUCACCGCCUGGACGGGGUCCCGGGGCGCCGCCCCCUUCCCGGUGCUCUGCCCUCACCUGAUUGCUCGCUCCCCGGCCCCAAGCCUUGCUCCCCUCUCCUCCCCCGCUCCUCGGUGACAUUUCGCCCUUCUGUCAGUUUCCCACUACCCACGCUUCCUAUCGCAGACUAAAGCCACUCAAAUACCGGAGUGGCCAACCCCAUGGCGUUCCCGAUUCUCCCUCUUACAGCUCUCACCCUUCCAGUGCCGACGGUAGAGAGAGACCUUACUCCAGGGGCUUCCUCCUCACUGGGGAAUUGCCGGAAAGAGCAAACAAAAAAGGCGCUGGUGUAGGCUCCAAAAUAAACACAUCUGAAUUCAUGAUGGCAUCGACAGAGGCUCUUAUUGGAUUAAAAGUUUCAAAACAAACAAAAACGCUUUGGAAAAAGGGUUGAAUGCCUGCCUACACCCUCAGGCACGACCAUGGAGAAAGGUGGGAACAUACAACUGGAGAUCCCUGACUUCAGCAACUCUGUCCUGAGCCAUCUAAACCAGCUGCGCAUGCAGGGCCGUCUCUGUGAUAUUGUGGUCAACGUGCAGGGACAGGCUUUUCGGGCUCACAAAGUGGUCCUGGCUGCCAGUUCACCCUAUUUCCGGGAUCACAUGUCCUUGAAUGAGAUGAGUACUGUCUCCAUUUCAGUCAUCAAGAACCCUACUGUUUUUGAGCAGCUCCUUUCUUUCUGUUAUACGGGGCGGAUAUGCCUGCAACUGGCAGAUAUCAUCAGCUACCUGACAGCUGCCAGUUUUCUGCAGAUGCAGCAUAUUAUAGACAAAUGUACACAGAUCCUGGAGGGGAUUCACUUCAAAAUUAAUGUGGCAGAGGUUGAAGCAGAAUUAAGUCAAACGAGGACAAAGCAUCCAGAAAGGCCUCCGGAGUCUCACAGGGUGACACCGAAUCUAAACCGUUCCCUUAGCCCACGACAUAAUACUGCAAAGGGAAACCGGCGAGGUCAGGUUAGUGCUGUGUUGGAUAUCAGGGAGCUCAGUCCUCCUGAGGAGUCCACCAGCCCUCAGAUAAUUGAACAGAGUUCUGAUGUAGAGAGCCGGGAGCCCAUUCUUCGAAUCAACCGAGCAGGACAGUGGUACGUGGAGACGGGAGUAGCAGACCGGGGGGCCCGGAGUGAUGAUGAAGUUAGAGUUCUUGGGGCAGUCCACAUCAAAACGGAAAACCUGGAGGAGUGGCUUGGGACUGAGAAUCAGCCUUCCGGAGAAGACGGGAGUAGCGCCGAGGAAGUCACAGCCAUGGUGAUUGACACCACCGGCCAUGGUUCUGUGGGGCAGGAAAAUUACACUCUGGGAUCUUCAGGAGCCAAGGUAGCUCGGCCAACAAGCAGUGAAAUUGACAGAUUUAGCCCCUCCGGCAGUGUUGUUCCCUUGACGGAGAGACACAGAGCCAGAAGUGAGUCUCCUGGGAGAAUGGAUGAGCCUAAGCAGCCCAGCUCCCAGGUAGAAGAGUCCGCAAUGAUGGGAGUGAGUGGCUAUGUGGAGUAUCUCCGAGAGCAAGAAGUAUCUGAGCGGUGGUUCCGGUACAACCCCCGUCUCACCUGCAUCUACUGCGCCAAAUCUUUCAAUCAGAAGGGGAGCCUGGACCGCCACAUGCGCCUGCACAUGGGAAUCACGCCAUUCGUCUGCCGCAUGUGUGGCAAGAAGUACACCCGGAAGGAUCAGCUGGAGUAUCAUAUCCGCAAGCACACAGGCAACAAGCCCUUCCACUGUCACGUAUGUGGCAAAAGCUUCCCCUUCCAGGCCAUCUUGAAUCAGCACUUUCGCAAAAACCACCCUGGCUGUAUUCCCCUGGAGGGGCCUCACAGCAUCUCCCCUGAAACAACUGUCACAUCUCGAGGACAAGCUGAGGAAGAGUCACCUUCACAAGAGGAGACGGUUGCUCCUGGGGAAACUGCCCAGGGCUCUGUGUCCACCACUGGGCCAGAUUGAAACAUGGAGGGGGAGGGGGCAGUCCCUCUUCCCCUUUGGGCCGUAAGCAGCCAGCAUGAGGGCCACGGGCUGGUACUUAGAUUCACAAAAUGCCACAUCACUAGAUCGGAAGAUACUCCCAAGAUGUUGCCAAACUAGAGGAUCAGCAACAUAUGCAGAAGCACGAGAGGCUCUUCCCCUCCUCCUUCCCACCUCAUACUUUGGGAAAUAAUCAAGUAAAUCAACUUUCUAAUUCAGGGAUCAACAGCCUUGGUUUGUUAACUUUAUAAGAAAAAAAAAUUUUUUUAAAAAACGGUGAUAAAUGGUCAUUUAUCUACCAGUCAUGUUUGAACACUGUACUUUGGUCCAUAUCAUCCUGGUGGCUGUAAUUGCCCACAUCUAAAACACAGCAGGAGCCUUGGUCAUCUGAACCAGCCAGCCACAAGAGAGAAGGAAGUAAUUGCGACGGUGACAAGAAGGAGGAAUUUCUCCUCUUCCUUCCCUGCCAGAACAUGCAGUUUCACAUUUCAAGGAAAAAAAAAAAAAAAGAAGAAGCAUCCUGGUGGUUGUUACUGAUUUGAAAAGUUAGACCUUCUCUUUGCCCUGAUUAGGCAUCUGACACUUUGCCUGAUUGUUUCAUGUAAGCAGCCAUCUUGGAGCGGUGUUCUCUUGGGCAGCGUCACCUGAAGUUCUCUAGGCAACUGGAAGGGAAAUGAGCAACAAAGUGUUUGCAGUAGGUUCUGCUACAUUUGGGGGCUUGAGUUUCAUGUUGGGGAAGAGGGGAGUGGGGAAAGAAGUGAGGUUUUGUGCAAAUGUCCAAUGGCGCAGAGUACUGCAACUUCCUGAUUGGUGUUUAUAAACCAUAGUGCUUAAAUAUCUUUGGGUGUUAGGAAAUGGCUCUAGUCCAGAUGAAUUAAUGUGUUAGGCUGACUACCAAAGUUUCAUCCAGUCUCUCUGGCUCCUACCUUCACAGAACAGCAAUAUUCUACAUCAGAAAUGUCACUUUCUAGUGAAAUGAGCCUGGACUGUAUUUUUAAAUCUACAGGUCUCCAUAUUUGAUAACUUUUAUAUGAAGUUUUAAACACAUUUUUUCUGCAAUACUGUGGUUGAAGAAACCCAGCACUAUGGUUCUUAUUGCAACCACAAUUCCAUUUCCUUCUACGUAUGUAAUAGUUUAUAUUUUCAGGCCAAUAGAAGAACCUCACUAAAUCCAUGUCUCGCGUCUGCAAACCUAGUAAUUCAUAAACCAACCAUCAGCAAAUUUGCUGGUGACUCCAAGAGCUUUGCUUUUUAAUAAUACACUACAGGGCAUUUACCAGAAAACAUCAGGCACAAUCAUGUUGCAAUAAAUUGAUCAAGGGAUCAAUUUGAUCAGGUUUGGUUACUUAAUCAUUCCUAAGAUUUUUAAAACUUCAAGGGACCUUUUUGGUAAUUCUGGGGAUUUCUGAGAUUCUUCAUCCAGCACUGAGAGUCAGAAAAACUUUAGCAAACAUGUAGAGUUUUAGAUGCCCUGUCUUGCAUUCAGAAAAUGAAGGAGGAUUAUUAAGGGAUGCAGGCAAGUAGAUGCAAAUAGGAAAGAGAAAAAUAUAUAGCUUCUCUUAAUCAUUAAAUUUUUAAGAGUAUUGAAAUAUGCAGUGGUUGAAGAAAUUGUCUUGGUGCAGAGGCACAGAAUGAUUGUAAAAGAGAUUCGGGGAGGGGCUGGUCAUGCCUGCACUGGUGAGCCAUCUGUGAGAAUGGUAGUGUGUGCUCCCUUUCUGAGAAUGCUUUGUGGUAUGUGGAAAGGUGGGUGGAACGGAAUGGCGUUUCUCUGAUGAUAGGAAGUUAGAAUGCAAAGAGUAACUCACAAACAAUCUGAGAAUUGUAUAUACACAUAAAGCUGCACCAUAUUGCUAGAGAGCGGUUAUUUUCUCUUCUGGAAAAACGUAGCAAUGUGUCUUUUAAUAGGAAUGCCAUGAUGCUACCAUUUGAUGAGAGCCUUCCCUUAAAUGAUACGUUGAAGCUUUGUCCUUAGGAGAUGUAGACUAGAGCAUUCUCCUCUUUCGUUGGGCAACAGAACGAUAGGGCCACCUUAGGGACCAGCUAUGCCCUGUGGGCAUAAAAGUGGAUUUGAAAUUAGACUAAAAUCUCUAGUGAAACAUUUUAGCUGGUAAUCACGUCUGUCCGUGAACAGUUUGCCAUUACUAAAUAGGCAGGAAGGUGAGAAGUACAGAAUAUGCUGCUGUAGAUGGAGCUUUUAAGCCUACCAAAAAAAUGUUAAGUCCAUCCUACUUUUGAGAAGUAGUAUGUUGGAAAGUUCUUUGUGCUUUGUUAGUUUCUUAGGUUUUCUGUGAGAAAAUGGAGCUUUUUAAACUAUGACCAAAUUGUAAAGGUGAACUGCAGUAAUGUUUGUAAAGAGAAGGUUGGCAGCGUUUGUCAGUACUCCAUCCAGGAUUAGCAACAAGCAUUUUAAACGAAGUAGAGACUAUCUAGUAGAUGUGGAAAUGCUGGGAGUGUUUGUUGGGUUCCCUUCCGUUCUCAUCCACUUGUAAUAGGUGUUGCUGAAUUGAUACUGUGAAUAGAGUGCUACCUGGUCUUCUAGGACCACAUCAGCACAAUCGUGUUGGCUGGUUCUCACCUCCUCAUUGGCCUAGCCCGGAGCCAUGGAAUUCAUGAACAUUCAAGCCAGGCUAGCUUUUAAACGAAGUAAAGUUUCUGAAAGCAAUUUCCGUGUUAGCUAGAAAAGGUAUUAGCAUUCUGCAUAAUUAUCCAAGAUUCUUAUCCAGGUUCACUGUGACAUUGUCCUAGUUCUUAGUUAACAUCACUGUAGGGUCAUAGUAGUAGUAGUGUUCUAUCUGCAUUAAUGAAUAGCUGCAUCGGUGUGUGCACAGAGGAUACCUCUCUUAAGGAUGUACUAGAUGGACUGUAGCUAAUGCUGAAAACUCAUUACCAAAUCUUAACUUGCACGUGUCACCUUGUGAAGGGAACUGCAUUAGCAUUGAGAGCUAAAUCAUCAGUAAGUACUUUAAUGCCAUGAAAAGAGCAAACACUGGGACUGUUUCCAUUCAUUGAGUGGCACUUGAUAGCAAAGGAGCUACCCAAUAUUCUCAGCAGAAGAAGAGAGACAGCAGUAUCUUAAUCUGCCUUCGUUCUAAGAGGUGAGGUACCUUUUAUUCUCUCUGAACUCGGAUACCAGGAUAAAUAUAGCAUUGGCAUGAACAGGAACACUGUACUUAGGCAGAAAGGCUCUUUCUAAUGACUUGUUCUCUCUUUACUCAGAACCAUAUUUACCUCUGAACUGAGUUGAGUUUUAUUUUAUGUAAUUUGCCAACUACCCCCAAGCCAUCAUUGUACCAGACGGUUGAAUCGAAUCUUGAAUAAGUAAAAAUAAAUUCAUUCCUAAAUGAUAAGGUUGGAAGUGAAGGGAGAUAGCAGUUAAGGAAAGUUUUCUGGUUAUUCUAUUUUUUGGUAUUUUUAGAUGUUUCCAGUUCCCUCUACAUCAGUAAAACAGGGCUUCCAAAGAUGUUACGACAGUAGAAAUAAACUAUUAUCUUCCCAGCUCCAUAGCUGAAAUCUGGCCUUGGUUGGAAGUGGUCUGGUGGAAGAGUACACCUCAUCCUUAAUAGCAGAAUAGUCUUUGGUCAAGAAAUAACUUUUAAAAAAAUUUAGUUGUUACUUGACACUAAUUUUGUUUCUUUUAACUGGUAAAAAUUCUAUUUUGUUUGACUAGAAGAUCUAAUUAAAAAAAAUAAAAACAAAAGUUAAUGGAAAGGAAAUUAAACUGAACAGAGGCAGCAGUCUUCUUAAUGAUAGUGGAAGGCAUUUAAUCAGAAAGGAGUUGGAAUCCCAGAAGUUUUUCUUUUUUCAGAUACAACAGACACGUUUGUUUAUUUGUUUGUUUGUUUGUUUUUUCUCUCUUUCUCAAAUGCCAUUCUCUUUAUCUACUUACUGGUUUAAGGCAUAAUCGAGAAGUUCUUAUUGAACUCAUUUUUGGAAAUGGGGCUCUUAUGCCAUUUGGGAAAGAGUGCAAAAUAUUGAAGUAUUGUAGUUGUUGAGAUUUAGAAAAGGGACAUCAAGCUAUUAAGUCAGGUAAAUCCCUGAGUUCGAGAGGAUACCCCUUAGCAUAUUCCUAGCAUUUGUGAAUUAGAUCAGUAAACCGCAGCCUCCAGGGCCAAAUCCUGAGGCCAUCUGAUUGUAUAAAGUGAUACGGAAUACCUGUUCUUCACGUAUUGUUUAUGGCCACUUGCUACUGUAAUGACAAAGUUGGGUGCUUGUGGCAGAGACCACAUGGCCAGCAAAACCUGAAAAUGUACUAUUUGUCACUUGACAGAAAAGUUUGCUAACUCCAGAAUUUUGUCACUCCUGCCAUUUUGUCUUUGUAAUAGUUUGGUUGAGGUUUUAAAUUCUUGUUGCCAUAUAUGCAUCAGUUCCUUGAAAGAGCUUACCAUCUUUUCCUAGAUCUUUUUCUCAGAACCCUGUUUGUGUCCUUCUUAAUGAUUCCCAUUGCUUUAAAAGCAUUUAGAAUAGCCUUAUGAUCUGUCCUUGCCUUAAAGGUGCAGGUAGAUCAAAGUUUAGGAUGGUAGUUACAGAUGUAACAAAGUAAUUUAAAAAUAUAAUCCCCGUGCAUAAUAAUGUAGGGUUAAAUGAGUACCAUGUUUACAUAAAAUACUGUAAAAAAAUUAAUGUUUUUAUAAGUAAGUUUUGCCAUUCCUCUGAGUUAACUUGAACUGGUUUGCAUAAUGAUGACAAGAAUGAAUUUAUUUCCACUAAUAUUAAAAAUUAACUUCUGUUAUGAAUAAGUGGUUUGAUUCUUACCCAAAAUACUGUCCUUCCAGAUUAGAAACCCCUACCCUUUUCCCUGUACUACAAAUCUUCAUUUUGAUUUCCUCAAAUAAACUCACUCUGUUCCAUGUGGAGUAGUAAAAAGCCCAACGUUCUUCCCUUCCUUUUCUUUUUCCCCCAAUGAAUGUUUUAAAACAAUGAAAUCUCUGAAGAUUUCAAAUUCCUCUUAGCACUGUCUUCCGACGUCUGUUACUGUCUAUGAUGUUUCUAAAUAUAUACUGGGCUAUUAUUUAUUUGCUUUCCGAAUGUUCAUUCUUACUGUUCACAAAAAGCUUAUUUAUGCCAGAUGUGCAAAAAUGGAAAAUGUUAGGAUGAUUAUAAACAGAAUUCCUUGCAGGAGGAGAAUAUAAUUGUUCCCCAUAUGGACACCAUGCAUAGACUUCUGAGUUAAAUUUAUCUGAACAAAAUGUUCUAGGCCGGGCUGACACAAUGCAGUGAGUUUCACCUGUACUUUGUCGGCAACCCCACCCAUACAUACAGAGUUUGGGUGAGUGACCUAAGCUCCCGUAGGGCACCUCCUUCCUAGUCCUUCUUCAAGUUGUUUUUCCCCGUUUGAUAUUCAUAAGUUUUAUAUGAAAUGUUCUAUGAGUAGUAGAUAAUCCUUACCUGUAAGGUUCUAGGAUGUUUGCCUAGCUGAGAUCUGCCCUCGUCUUAGAGAUUUUGGAGUGUUGCUUUUCUGAUUAAUUUGCGAUUCUGAUCCUUCUGGCAUACAGAACAUUGGCCAUAGACAGCCCGAUGCGUCCUCUGCGUGCAGCUUUCUGUGAGGCCUGGGGAGUAGCUGCCAUUUCUGUAUGAAUGCGUUGCAGAACAAUUGAGUUUGCCCAGCACUAGCGAGAUCUUUGAUAAUUAUCAGUCUUCUGUUUUACCUAGAGUCUGUUUCUGUUUUCAAUCCUCUCAUUUUUAAGUAGUGCUUUUCCCAGAGCCAGUCUUUUUAUUUUGCAGUAAGGAGGUUUUCUUGCUCAGGACAAGCCAAAGUUGGAUAGAUACUAUGAGUACUUUAAGACACCUGACUCAGUUACAUUCCAAAGGGUAUAAUUAUUGAUAACAACUGUGAUAUCAAAACCUGGAAAACAUUUGUACAGACUAUCCAGUUUUGUUGUAUAGGCAGCCUACCUUUUCCCUCAACUGCAAGGAACAGCAAUGACUUAGAAGGCAAUUAUUACUUGAAAUGUAUAUCGCCUUUACAGAGAAUACAUACAUGAAUAAGUUUCUUAUCUCACA